Molecule: messenger RNA, 967 nt
Organism: Botrytis sinoallii
Lineage: Eukaryota; Fungi; Ascomycota; Leotiomycetes; Helotiales; Sclerotiniaceae
Exons: 2
Coding region: 1-789 (262 amino acids)
Source: RefSeq, a predicted model, not a curated record
AUGCUAGUUGAGCCUAUUAAUGAGACAAAGUCCCCAAGAACGAGGUUGGACGACAUUUUAAACGGUACAAGAGAUUUCUUGCAAGCUCUUUGUCUGCUGGCAGGCUCGUCUGGUCGACAUUCAGCCAGCUCCCCUCGAUCGUCUACUGGUACUGUACUGAGUUCAAAUCCUACAUCAAACACCACAAGACCUAAUUUCCAAAAGAGUAAUAAAGACUAUGCAAAUACUCUAUCCGGAACUGAUGCAAGCAGCACAUCCUCGCCCGUAGACAGUUCUUCCUCGUCGAUACACUCCGCCCUAUCAAAAUCUGAUUCGCGAACGUACUCAAAGUAUGAUUUCGCAACUUCAAUCCUCAUUCUUACAUGCCAUAUGCAUUUACUGCGGCUUCAUGAAGUUCUAUUCUCACGCAUACAUGGCUUUCUGACAGAGAUCUCGGACAGUGAUGACCCCUCUCUCUGCCCCCUUCCUGGGCUUAGCUUUUGUAGCUUUCUAUUACAAUCCGGUAAUCUUCAGGCGACUAUUCUCAUCCAAAUUAUAACCAGCCUUUUCGAACAGAUCGAAAGACUUCUGGGCUUACCACGUGAAUACUGGAUAUAUCCUGGCGAGAUCGGGCCGGAUGACUUUGUUUCGGGUGGCUUGUUCAGUAGCGAAGAGAUGGUCGGCAUUGUAAAGUUUGCAUUUCGGCAACAGGAGUCGGGCGAAUCUGAAAGUCGAAGAGGCGGAUUGGAAGCAUUACGCAAGCAUCUUGAGGGGAUAAAACAAUUGUUGAAAAAUAGCAUAGCACCUUAGAGCCAAGGCGAAAUGACUGAGCCCACAAGCAGCUUCUGACUCGUUGAUGCUUGAAUCUCGAAUGAUAGAUAAUUAUGGUCUUCCUGGAGCAUAUCAUAUAGAUCUACCAUGUCAUCCUUAUCACUCCACUUAUUUUAGGAAAAGCUGUUGCCUUUGAAAGUCUCCAAGCAAUGAAAUU